Molecule: messenger RNA, 1100 nt
Organism: Ruditapes philippinarum (Manila clam)
Lineage: Eukaryota; Metazoa; Mollusca; Bivalvia; Venerida; Veneridae
Product: protein lev-9-like
Exons: 6
Coding region: 12-1100 (362 amino acids)
Source: RefSeq, a predicted model, not a curated record
UAUAUUUGAAAAUGAAAUUGUUUCUAUUUUUCAUCUGUUUUGAUGUUUUCAAUUUUGCAUAUAGUUCAAUUGAUAUUGACGUGAACGGGUUUUCAUUUACUUACACGCUCUCUAAGACAACAAAGUGUAUAGAAGGGGACUCUCGAUUUGCCUUUUACAAUGGUAUUUCUAUUGAAAAGUGUGUUCUUGAAUGUGGAUUACGACCUCAUUGUGAAACAUUGAAUUAUGUCAACACUAACGGUAUAUGUGAACUUUUCUCGCUCGAUUCAAGUUUGAAUGGUUUAAGAAAUGGUGCAUGUUUGCGAGUGAAAAAAUCGGACAUCAUGUAUCACAAGAAACCGUGUGGUGAAUGUAAUAGAGGCCAAGUUUGCGAUUUAUCCACGAACAGAUGCCGACAAAGUGAAUGUGUUAAUGAUACUCAACCUGCCAAUGGAAAAGUGUUAGGCAAUCUUAGAGGAAUAGGUGACGUCAUACGGUACAAAUGUGACGUAGGAUACACAGAGAAAAACGGGAAAACGGUUGUCGCCAAGUGUCUUGAAAAUGGAAAAUGGAAUGCUACUGUGCAGUGCUUAAAGGUAUGUGAUGAGCCUUUCAUCAGAAACGCCGCUAUAUCCAGUGGUGGAACUAUUGAAGGAUCAGUCAGAACUGUGACGUGUAACGGCAAGACAGCGAUUGAUGUCAACACUGUGACGUCAGACAUUGAGUGUAUCAAGGAUGGAUCCUGGAAUCCGGAUAUCACAUGUACCAAGUUUAACAGUGUAAUAUUUAAGGUUGUAGCUGGUAAUGGAAAAAGCGCAUUAAAUGCCUGGAGAGACGGUACUGAAUCCACAAGUGAGAAGUCAUGCAGGGACAUUUCCAAAUUGAAUUGCACCAACCAUUAUAGAGAUCCAAGAAUUGAUGAAUGGGAUACUUUAAAUGUUACAAAGGUUAGAUAUUCCGUUUAUAAAAACGCCACUGAAGUUGCUUGGGUAGACUUUAACGGAACCGGAAGCAGUAAAAUGGAUUGGUUCCAGAAAGAACGUGUAAUUGAUUCAAGCUAUACUGAUUUGAACCCAUCGUCAAGAACAAAUCAUUUUGGAAUUGCUACUGAUGUUUUGUGA